Kwoniella mangroviensis CBS 8507 is the source of this 2745-nucleotide messenger RNA. RefSeq lists its product as uncharacterized. Gene Ontology annotation, biological process: carbohydrate metabolic process. The coding region runs from base 1 to 2745 and encodes 914 amino acids. Gene Ontology annotation, molecular function: UDP-glycosyltransferase activity; hexosyltransferase activity. The transcript has 18 exons. The record is from RefSeq and is a predicted model, not a curated record. Lineage: Eukaryota; Fungi; Basidiomycota; Tremellomycetes; Tremellales; Cryptococcaceae.
AUGGUCACCAAGCAAGAUAGACCAUACUAUUUACAAGAGGACGAUCAAGAGGGUGAAGCCUUGGUCUUACCUGCCGAGGAGGAUGAUCCCAGUAUACCCAAAGAUGAGAGCAAGAAGGACAAGAAGGCAAGGGAGAAGAGGGAGAAGGAAGCUGGAGUGAGGAGGGUGAAAGUGGGUAGGGUAGAGCUGGACCCGAGUAUAGACUACGCCAAUUUUACAUCUGAUGGACCGGGUCUGGAUUCAAAAGCGGUAUUAGAUGAUAUGGGGAUGAUCAAUAUCUGGGUGGAUCUCAAGAAACCAUUGCCUGAUUUACCGAAAGAUUAUGCUCGAGCGGUCAAGGAGUAUGCAGUAGAUCGAAGGAAGGGUGUCAAGUGUUCACCGCUGAAUAUAGUUAUAUUCAUCGUCGGAUCGAGAGGUGAUGUCCAACCAUACCUAUCAUUAGCAUUACAUCUCAUCACAUCCCAUUCACACCGAAUCAGAAUAGCUACCCAUCCAGAUUUCAAGGACUUUGUACUCGAAGCGAGGAAAUACUUGAAGGAUAAGAAGGGUCCAAACGGGGCGGAUCUGGAGGAUAAGCUGGAAUAUUUCGAUGUGGGAGGUAAUCCGAAAGAAUUAAUGGCAUACAUGGUCAAGAAUCCCGGUCUUCUACCUGGUAUGGCAUCAUUGACCAACGGCGACAUAUCAUCCAAGCGAAAGAUGACUGCUGAAAUGCUCGAAGGGUUUCAUAAAUCUACUUAUUCGCCUGACUCAGUAUCUGGAAGACCUUUUGCAGCAGAUGCGAUUAUUAGUAAUCCCCCUGCUUUCGGGCAUAUACAUAUCGCUGAGGCUUUAGGUCUUCCAUUACAUAUGACUUUCACCAUGCCUUGGUCACCUACAACAGCUUUCAACCACCCUCUGGUGCGAAUUGAGCAGUCCAAUGCUGAGAAAGGCUUAACGAACUACCUAAGUUUUGCGUUGGCAGAGAUGCUCACGUGGCAAGGCUUAGGAGACGUUAUCAAUUCUUUCCGAAGCAAAACCCUCUACCUGGAACCAUUAUCGAUGAGUUCGGGUCCCUCUGUGGUAGAUAGACUGAAAGUACCCUGGACGUAUUGCUGGAGCGAAGGGCUGAUCGAGAAGCCGAAAGAUUGGAAAAAUCAUAUUGAUAUAUCCGGGUUCUACUUCUUGGAGGGUGACAAGGAUUAUCAGCCUGAUCAGGAGCUGAAGCAGUUCUUGGAAGCUGGUAAACCUCCGAUAUAUAUUGGCUUCGGUUCAGUCGUAGUUGAAGAUGCGACUGCAAUGACCAAAACUAUCUUCGAAGCUGUCAAACAUUCCAAUGUAAGAGCUUUAGUAAGUGCGGGAUGGGGUGGUCUGGGAGGUUGUGAUGUACCAGACAACGUGUUCAUCCUAAAGGGCAAUAUUCCGCAUGAUUGGUUGUUCUCAGAAGGACGAGUUAGCGCUGUGUGUCACCAUGGAGGUGCGGGUACCACGGCAAUAGGACUAAGAAAUGGUUUACCUACGAUCGUUGUCCCCUUCUUUGGUGAUCAAGCCUUUUGGGGUGAGAUGAUACAUAAAGCCGGAGCUGGACCCCCUCCGAUCCCUCAAAAGACUCUCACGACGGAAAAUCUAGCCAAAGCGAUCGAGUUCGCUACUUCUCCUCAUGCAAAAGCCGCAGCCAAGGGCAUGGCAGAUAAGAUAAAAUCGGAGUCUGGCGAAGUGAAAGGCGUGGAAUCAUUCCAUAAUCACCUGCCUUUGCUCAAUAUGAGAUGCGACGUCGACCCUGAUCAAUUGGCAACAUGGUGGUCGGACAAAUUAUGUUUGAGGUUGAGUGGUUCUGUUGCUGCUUUAAUGGUCGAGAGUGGAAAACUCGAUUGGAAGGAAUUGGAAAUUCACCGAGCGAAAGAGUACGACUCGAAGAGAAGGGUGGUUGAUCCCAUCAGCGGAGGUGCAAGCGCGAUCUUCGGUACGAUAACGGGUUAUUAUGCGGGUAUUGCUCAAAUCUUUUACAAUCCGCCAAAAGGAAUAAUCAAUACUACCACAGCGAUACCAAAGGGAAUGGUCAACAUCAUCGAUAACAUAUACGAAGGGAUGGAUAACAUUCCGAGAAUGAUCGGUUCGGAACAAGUGAGAGAGAGGGGUAAAAUACACGAUUUUGAGAGUGGAGUGAAAGAAGGCGCAAAAGGUGUUUUCUACGGUUAUUGGGAUGGAAUAACGGGUUUGGUUAGAGAACCCGUUGAAGGCGCCAAGAAGGAGGGCUUUGUCGGUGCGAUCAAAGGGAUGGGAAGGAGCUAUGUAAAUGUUACUGCUCGUCCAGCAGCAGGUAUAGUAGGAGCGAUAUCACUGCCUAUACGAGGCCUGACCAAAGCAUUCCAGAACAAAUUUUCGGCACCCCGUGAGAUCGUAUUAGAACAACCUAGGAGAUUACUUUCCAUCGAAUCGCUUAAUUCACUAUCAUCACAGAAGAAAGAUAGACUAAGCAAGAAAUUUGAAGAUCUCACUAGACCUGAAAAGGUUAAGGAGAGAAAGGAGAGUUUGAAGAAGAGGGCGAAGAGGGUCAUGGAGGGUGACGAGACUGCCUUGGAUGAAGGAGAUAGCACUCCAGUGGAAGAAAAGGAGGAAAUAAAGUCUACCAACCUCUCAGUGGCUGACGCGGAUGUGAAGGUCAAUACACCCCAGGGAGAAGGGACGAAGACAAGUGAGAUGGAAGAAGCUGAACGUAGAGGAUAUGAGAGAGCUCUGAAGGAGUUGAAGGAAAGAGAAGGUAAAUGA